UUAUCCAAUAAAAGGCAUUUGAAUUAUAGAUUUUGAGGAAACACACAGGUAGCUUGUCCUGUUUGUUUAUGGCUGGAAAAUAAGGCUCCAGAGGAAAAACUCAGUUUGUACCCAGGUAAAAAUCCAGAUUGCAGCUGUUUUGAUGUGCAACCAACUCAAGUUAGCAGCAGCCCUCAGGAACUGAUCAAGUUUAAACUUGUUGCACACUCUCAGUUAUCUUGCACUAGAAGAUGAUAAAAGGAUAUUUCCUAAAUUGCCAGAGGAUUAAAAGUGAAUCUAAAUAUUCCUGGACUAUUUCACCACUCAUUAACCUUAUCACUACCUUAUUUCCAUUACUCCUUAUUUUUUAAUAAUUCUAGAUUUUACUGAGUAGUUCUGAAGACCAACAUUUUACCUACAAAAUGGUUCAGCUGACAGCUUCUCCUCUGAGUGCACUUGCUGAUGAGCCCGUCCAUAUCCGCGUUACAGGCCUGAGUCCUUUCAAGAUGGUGAGUCUUCAGGCAUCACUGAGAGAUGAAAAGGGGAACCUGUUUUAUUCUGAGGCCUACUAUAAGGCCAAUGAAGCUGGUGAGGUAGAUUUGGAGCGUGAUGCUGCACUUGGAGGUAACUAUGUGGGAAUCCACCCCAUGGGACUCCUCUGGUCCUUGAAACCUGAAAAGCUGUUAACAAGACUGAUAAAAAGAGAUGUGAUAAAUAGCCCAUUCGAGGUCCAAUUAAAAGUUUGUGAACCACGUCCUCCAGUAAAAUCUGAAUUGACCAGUGCUCCAAUUGCCAGCCUGACCCUGGAAAGGUGGUACGUGGCACCUGGUGUCACACGGAUCCAGGUGAGGGAAGGCCGCCUCCGGGGAGCCCUCUUUAUUCCUCCAGGAGAGGGCUCUUUCCCAGGGGUAAUUGAUUUGUAUGGCAAUACUGGUGGACUUGUUGAAUUCAGGGCCAGUCUUAUGGCCAGUCAUGGAUUUGUCUCAUUGGCCUUAGCUUUUUUGGCCUAUGAAGACCUGCCUGGCCACCUGGAAAAAGUAGAUUUAGACUAUUUUGAGGAAGCUGCUAACUUUCUCCUGAGACAUCCUAAGGUCUAUGGCCCAGGCCUUGGGAUAGUCUCCUUAUGUAAAGGAGCAGAGAUUGGACUGUCUAUGGCUAUUCAUCUAAAACAAAUCACAGCCACAGUGCUGAUUAAUGGGCCUAACUUCAUUAUUUCAAUUCCACAAGUAUACCAUGGUCAGAUCACUCAGCCUGCACCCUUCUCUAUAGAGAAUAUAUCCACCAAUGCCUUGGGAUUUGCAGAGUUUUAUAAGUCUUAUGAGGGAAGUGGAGUUGAGAAUAGUCAGUCUGUUCUUCCCAUUGAAAAAGCCAAGGGACAUUUCCUCUUCAUUGUGGGAGAAGAAGAUAAGAAUAUCAAUGCCAAAGUACAUGCUGCACGAGCCACUGACCAGCUGAGGAGAAAUGGGAAGAACAAUUGGACCCUGCUGUCUUACCCUGGGGCUGGCCACCUGAUAGAACCUCCCUAUACUCCACUGUGCAUUGUUUCCAGGAUCUCUUUAUUGUCGUUACCCAUUCACUGGGGAGGAGAAGUUGUCCCACAUGCAGCAGCACAGGAACAUGCUUGGCAGGAAAUCCUAAAAUUUCUCAGGAAGCACCUCAUUCCAGAGGUGACCAGUCAACCUUGAGAAGACUGGGUAUAGUUGGGAAGUAGAGAAGUAAAUCUGUGUCCUGCAGCUUCUUUUGAUUUUCAUGGAAACAUGACUGUUCUCUUACAGCUAAAAAAAGGAAGUUAUUAUAAGAAAAUAUCAGGAUGAGUGAGAAUUCUAAUGUCUUGAUUUUUGAAAAGGAACAAUGGUUUCCACUUAAUGAUAUAUGUACCGAGAGUUGUAUAAUAUAGAAAUAAACACACAGCUAUACCUGCUCUAAAAUAUUCAGCAUCAUAGCAAUUCUCAAAUGCAGCAAUUAUAGGAGAAAAAUUUGCCAAUAGUGAAUCACAGAAUUGCAUACUGAUUUUUGUUAAUUUCCUAAAAUUCAAAUUAAAUAAACAUAGAUUUCUCAUGUUUGAAAUAU
Heterocephalus glaber (naked mole-rat) is the source of this 2049-nucleotide messenger RNA. Its product is annotated as bile acid-CoA:amino acid N-acyltransferase. NCBI's taxonomy places the organism in Eukaryota, Metazoa, Chordata, Mammalia, Rodentia, Bathyergidae. Gene Ontology annotation, cellular component: peroxisome. Gene Ontology annotation, molecular function: fatty acyl-CoA hydrolase activity. Gene Ontology annotation, biological process: fatty acid metabolic process; acyl-CoA metabolic process. The record is from RefSeq and is a predicted model, not a curated record.